This is a messenger RNA of Conger conger (European conger), 4472 nucleotides long. RefSeq names its product dynamin 3a (gene dnm3a). The coding region runs from base 442 to 3021 and encodes 859 amino acids. Gene Ontology annotation, molecular function: microtubule binding; GTPase activity; GTP binding. The transcript has 22 exons. Lineage: Eukaryota; Metazoa; Chordata; Actinopteri; Anguilliformes; Congridae. Gene Ontology annotation, cellular component: membrane; microtubule; cytoplasm. The record is from RefSeq and is a predicted model, not a curated record.
AGUUCUGGAUCGAGGUGUGAGACUGACGUUGAACCGAGUCGAAUUAGACCCACUCUAUCGACGGGACUCUUCCUCAGCACCGAUGAAGCCACGUCGAAACCUAUGCGGUUGAUUUUUUUAAACCACUUUAGACGUGUAAUCAGACGAAAAAGUAGAUCACUAUAAUAAAAACAUUGGUACCGGGCCGGGGUCUGGGCCAGUGGCUGCUGUUGUUCUGUGUCCAGAAUCUGACCACACCGGUACCGAUUUUGCCAGGGAAGCACAACGGAUAUUUCAGAACAGUCGAACCGAACCUUGAAGCGUGGAUGGUGGAGACAACAGCUGGGUGACUGGACCUCGGAAUCCUGCGUUGAAAUAUUGUCUAGCUAACUUAUCUAGCUAAUUAGUUGGCUCUCCCGGUCCCAUUUCAUCCAUCCCCUGCAUCCCUCUUGGUCUGUCACCAUGGGUAACCGGGGGAUGGAGGACUUGAUCCCGCUGGUGAAUAGACUUCAAGAUGCUUUCAGCACCAUCGGGCAGAGCUGCAACCUUGACCUGCCACAAAUCGCCGUUGUUGGUGGACAAAGCGCAGGAAAGAGUUCGGUUUUGGAGAACUUCGUGGGCAGGGACUUCCUGCCCAGGGGAUCAGGGAUUGUCACCCGAAGACCUCUUGUGCUGCAGCUCAUCAGUGCUAACACAGAGUAUGCCGAGUUUCUGCACUGUAAGUCGAAAAAGUUCACCGACUUCGAGGAGGUGCGCUUGGAGAUCGAGGCGGAGACGGACCGCGUCACUGGGGCCAACAAAGGCAUCUCGCCCGUACCCAUCAACCUGCGCGUCUACUCUCCUCACGUGCUCAACCUGACCCUCAUCGACCUCCCGGGCAUCACAAAGGUGCCGGUGGGAGACCAGCCGGCGGACAUCGAGUACCAGAUCAGAGACAUGAUCAUGCAGUUCGUCUGCAGGGAAAACUGCCUCAUCCUGGCCGUCACGCCCGCCAACACCGAUCUGGCCAACUCCGAUGCCCUCAAACUGGCCAAAGAUGUGGACCCUCAGGGCCAGCGCACCAUUGGGGUGAUCACCAAGCUGGACCUGAUGGAUGAGGGGACAGACGCCCGCGAUGUGCUGGAAAACAAGCUGCUGCCCUUGCGUAGAGGGUACAUCGGUGUGGUGAACCGCAGUCAGAAGGACAUAGAGGGGAAGAAAGAUAUCAAAGCUGCUCUGGCAGCCGAGAGGAAGUUCUUCUUGUCUCACCCCUCCUACAGACACAUGGCGGACAGCAUGGGCACGCCACACCUGCAGAAAAUGCUGAAUCAGCAACUUACAAACCACAUCCGGGACACCCUUCCUGCAUUCCGCAGCAAGCUGCAGACGCAGCUGCUGUCCCUGGAAAAGGAGGCCGAGGAGUACCGCCACUUCCGCCCGGAUGACCCCUCCCGCAAGACCAAGGCCCUGCUGCAGAUGGUGCAGCAGUUCUCAGUGGACUUUGAGAAAAGAAUUGAGGGCUCUGGUGACCAGGUGGACACGGUGGAGCUCUCAGGUGGAGCCAAGAUCAAUCGCAUCUUUCACGAGCGUUUCCCCUUCGAGCUGGUCAAGAUGGAGUUUGACGAGAAGGAGCUGCGUCGGGAGAUUAGCUACGCCAUCAAGAACAUCCACGGCAUCAGGACAGGACUGUUCACACCUGAUAUGGCAUUUGAGGCCAUUGUGAAGAAGCAGAUAGUGAAGCUGAAGGAGCCGUGUAUCAAGUGUGUGGACAUGGUCAUCCAGGAGCUCAUCAACACAGUACGCCAGUGCACCACCAAGUUGGGGACUUUUCCGAGACUACGGGAGGAGACGGAGAGAAUUGUGACCACACACAUCCGGGACCGAGAGAGCCGGGCCAAAGACCAGGUUUUGUUGGUAAUUGAUGUCCAGCUCUCCUACAUCAAUACAAACCAUGAAGACUUUAUUGGUUUCGCAAAUGCUCAACAGAGAAGCAGUCAGAUGACGAAGAAGAGCUCUGCAGGAAACCAGGGCGCAGCACCUCCACCCUCCAGCCAAAUUGUUAUACGCAAGGGCUGGUUGACCAUCAACAACAUUGGCAUCAUGAAGGGAGGGGCCAAGGACUAUUGGUUUGUGCUGACUGCGGAGAGUCUGUCCUGGUUCAGAGAUGAUGAGGAGAAGGAGAAGAAGUACAUGCUGCCGCUGGACAACCUGAAAGUUCGAGAUGUGGAGAAGAGUUUUAUGUCCAGCAAGCACAUAUUUGCUAUCUUCAACACUGAGCAGAGGAACGUGUACAAGGACUACCGGUUCCUGGAGCUGGCCUGCGACACCCAGGAGGAGGUGGACAGCUGGAAGGCCUCUCUCCUGCGUGCCGGAGUGUACCCCGAAAAAGCCCCGGUGGAUGGCGAUAACUCCGGCCCCACGGAUAACUUCUCCAUGGACCCUCAGCUGGAGCGGCAGGUGGAGACCAUCCGCAACCUGGUGGACUCCUACAUGGCCAUUGUCAACAAGUGCAUCCGGGACCUGAUGCCAAAGACCAUCAUGCACCUCAUGAUCAUCAAUGUGAAGGAGUUCAUAAACGCAGAGCUGCUGGCCCAGCUCUACUCCACGGGGGAUCAGAGCUCGCUGAUGGACGAGUCUCAGGAGCAGGCGCAGAGGAGGGAUGAGGUCCUGCGCACGCACCACGCCCUGAAGGAGGCGCUGGCCAUCAUCGGAGACAUCUCAACCUCCACCAUCUCCACCCCCCUGCCCCCCCCCGUCGACAGCUCCUGGCUGCAGGCCGGCUCAGGCGGCUCCCGCAGGUCCCCUCCCUCAAGCCCCACGGCCCCUCGGAGGAUGUCCACAGGCCCGCGGGCCCCUGUGCGUGGCCCCGCCCCUGGGGCCCCCCCCGUGCCCUCCCGUCCCGGCCCACUCGGGCCCUUCAACAACAAUGCUGAGGCCUUCCCGCCCCCACAGGUGCCCAAUCGGCCCAACCGCGCCCCUCCCAGCAUUCCCAGCCGAAGGCCUCCUCCUUCUCCCACCAGACCCACCAUGAUCCGCCCGGGGGACCCCUCCCUGCUGGACUGAGAGCUGCCGCCGGGCACCCCACGGCCUAACCCGCAUGCUCACCCCCCUCUCCCGGCACAGCCAGCGCCCCUCCACUCAGUUAGCCCCUCUGAGGCCCAGCGUAGCGCCCCCCUGUGCAGUGCCUGUGCUGUAUCUCUGUGUCUCUGUGCUGUGCUUGUCUCCUGUGCUGCAGGGUAGAUCCGUCUGUCUCUCCCACUGCAAACAACAAGUAUUUUAGUCUUACAUUUAGAUAUGAAAGCUUAUUUCUAUUACUUUCUUGCUAAAUGAGACAAAAAAGAUUGGCAAUGAGCUGAGACAGUUUCAAGAUUUGCCAAUGGGCUAAGACAAUUUCACUUCACAAGCAAAAAGUAACUUAAAAUAAGCCAAUGCUUUGAGAGGAAAAUUGGAUUUUAAGUCUCAUUACAGGACUAAAACACUUGUUACGACAGCCUUUGUUGCAGUGCCUGUCGUCCCAAACACCGGCAGUCCUCAGUAUUACACGUAUAAAUAGUGAUCUGCCCCUGCACCCCUACCCUGGACCCAGGCAUCAGCCCACCAUCCCAAACCACAGCAAGACACAGAUGCACCCAGUAUUGCAUGCCUGGGAUACUUCCACCAUCUUUGUACAGUAAAUGAGUUCCAGUAUAUUCACAAUGUUAACAUACUGUACGCUCCAGGGCUGAGGGUUUUGUGCUCGUUUCUAUUAGAGGUAAUCGGGUGAGUGUGUGAGGGUGCUGGAGUGAGUGUUAGUACGUGUCUUGAGCCUUGUUUCUUCCCGUCCUUGUCUUUUCUGUUUAUGAGUUAUUAUUGCCCAGACUGUUCCCAUCUGUGUGUGUGGGGGUGUGUGUGUGUGUGUGUGCGCGUGCCUGUAUGAUGAAAACAGAAGUGUUCGUGCAGGAUCCGGGGGUACUCACAGAGGGAGUUGUGUGUUUGUGCUGUCCUUUAUUAUAAAGCAUUUGAAAGGAAGAGAGGCAGAAGGUUCCGGUAGGGAGUAUCACUGACCCCAGCUGUACCUGUGACCCCAGCCACUCGUUCUCAUCCCUGAGCAGAGACCUCGUCUCUCCUCGAACACAAACAGUACAGAAGCGUGCUGUGGGACUAUGGGAAUGCGCUGAGCUUGCUUUAACCCGCAAGAGCUCAGACACGGCUUUGGAAGAUCCCCGUUGUAUCUGUCCGUGUGAUGUUUUAAUGGCCUGGCCAAGGUUUCCCCUCAGUGUCCCCCUCCCCCCAGAGUGCUCCCGUCUCUGAGCUCCAGGUCACUCCACUGUCCGCAGGUUACGGGACCCUGUCUGCGGACGCGCUGACCACCCGUCCUCUCCCAGUCAGUCUUUCUGUCGUUCCUCUGAGUCAGUCGUGUUUGGCUGUUACCCUCGUGACUGUAGCGUCUCACAUGUAAUCCUAAACUUCACUCUUCUCUAUCAGAGUCACUUUCUUGCUCUCAAAUAAAGCUCUGGUAUUUUCAGUCUCCAAAA